This is a messenger RNA of Manihot esculenta (cassava), 2342 nucleotides long. Its product is annotated as putative receptor-like protein 8. Gene Ontology annotation, molecular function: protein binding. The record is from RefSeq and is a predicted model, not a curated record. NCBI's taxonomy places the organism in Eukaryota, Viridiplantae, Streptophyta, Magnoliopsida, Malpighiales, Euphorbiaceae. Bases 15 to 2246 code for a protein of 743 amino acids. The transcript has 2 exons.
AGAUUCCAAUUAUUAUGCAGCAAAUAGACUCACUGGCAGAAAAGAUUAACCCAAAAAUGAGGAUCGUCAUUCUCUACUUAGCUUUGCUGGAUUUUCUCUUAUUUAUCAACUGUGAAGGGUGGUGCAUGGAAGAAGAAAGAGAAGCUCUCUUACAAAUAAAAAUCUCAAUAAACAGCCCAGUGGGAACUGCUUUCUCCAGCUGGUAUGGACAAGACUGUUGCCAGUGGGAGGGUGUAGAAUGCAACGUGUCAACUUCUCGUGUCAUCAAGAUCUUUUUCCAGCAUCGCAGGAUGGUGCCAUAUGAAUCAUGGUAUCCAAAUGCAACCUUAUUCACGCAGUUUAAAGACUUGCAAGAACUCCAUCUUCCAGGGAAUCAAAUUGGCGGAUUCAUAUCAUUCCAUGCACUUCACAAACUCAAGCAUCUGGAGAAGUUGGAUCUCCGUGAUAAUGAGAUUGGGAACAGUGCUUAUCUCUGCUGGGGGAAUAUACAUACUCUUUGGUACGUCGAUCUGUCAUGGAAUAGAUUACAAGGUAAUAUUCCACAGUGCCUUUGUGAAAGUCUGUCUCUGACUGAUCUAAUUCUUUCCCACAACAAACUGGAAGGAAACCUCGAUGAGUGCCUCAGCAAUCUGACUUCUCUAAAACGUCUCUCUCUAUCUGGUAACAGCUUCAAUGGAGCAUUUCCUUCAUUUCUGUUUCACAAUCUGACAAAUAUUCAGUAUUUGGACAUUGCGAAUAAUCAAUUCAAAGAUGUGAUUUCUUUUUCUAUUUUUGCCAAUCUACUGAAACUCAGUCACCUUGACGUUUCAUAUAAUCCUGAUUUAGAAAUUGAAACAGAGUCUCCGUCUUGGUCUCCAUCUUUCAGCCUAAAUUAUCUUGGGUUAGGCGGGUGUAACCUCAAUGAGCGAAGUGGCAGAAAUAUUCCAAGCUUCUUAUCCACACAACAUUUGGAAUUUCUGGACUUGUCUUACAAUUCACUUUUUGGGAGGUUUCCUUCGUGGUUGCUCUACAAUGUCUCUUCAGAAUUGUGGAUAAGAGGCAACAAUUUGAGUGGCCCAUUUCCCAGAAGUCAAAGAAACAUGAGCUUGCAGCUCACUACUCUAGACAUCUCUGACAAUAAUCUAUAUGGGCUAUUUCCUGUAGAUAUCAAGUCUUAUUUUCCCUAUCUUGAGCUCCUAAAUGUCUCCCACAAUGUGUUCAAUGGCAGCAUCCAAUCUAUUGGUGGGUUAAGUCAACUUCGUUAUCUGGACUUGUCGGAUAAUAAUUUGCAAGGAGGGACAUCUCAUGAGACAUUUAGCAAUUUGACAUAUUUGGAAUAUUUGAACUUGUCCAACAACAACUUGCAAGGGGAAGUGCUUCCAAGGAAUUCCAGUUUGCCUAACUUGAAAUGGCUACUUCUCGACAGAAAUGGCUUCACAGGAACAUUUCCAGACGGCCUAUUAAAAUGUUCUUCCUUAAAAGUUGUUAGCAUGAGCCACAAUGAAUUAUCGGGUGAUCUUUCCACAAGCUUUCCUGUCUUUCCUCAAUUAAAAGCCCUUCUUCUAAGAGGGAACCGUUUCAAAGGGAGCAUUCCCCUCCAGUUGUGCCAGAUGAAACAUUUGGGUAUUUUAGAUCUUUCAGAAAAUGGCCUCUCAGGUGAGAUUCCUACUUGUUUCAGCAACAUUACUUCAUUGGUAGAAGGAAGUUCUGGUAGCCCUGAUUUCGAAAUAAGUCAUUCUUCGGUUUCUGUUGAUUUGACGGUGAACCAGAGAUCACUCACCUUUGCGGGUCGCAUACUCGACUAUUUUACAGCAAUAGACCUUUCUUCGAACAAAUUGAAGGGAACAAUUCCCAUCCAAGUGGGAGAGUUAAAAGGGAUCAGAUUUUUAAACAUGUCUAAUAACCUGCUCACUGGUGAAAUUCCAGAUUGUUUGGGUAAUUUAAAGAGCGUGGAGGGUAUAGAUCUUUCAUAUAACGGUUUAUCUGGUAACAUACCCAGCAAUCUCCAAGAUUUGACCUUUCUUGGAGUUUUUGAUGUUGGUCACAACAAUCUGUCCGGCCUAAUACCACUAGGGAGCCAAUUUGGAACAUUUGAUGAAUCCAGCUAUCUGGGCAAUCCCAAUCUUUGUGGUCCGCCAUUAAAGAAAGAAUGCAAUCUGCAUGCAGAGAAGUCCCCAGGAAACGGCCUUUGUGACACGUCGUCACAAAUCAUGGAAAGCUCAAUUUUGGUAUUUGUGGUAGUGAUACACAUUUUACUUCUUUGCUGAGAUUGCAUAAUAAUUGCCAUAAUACUUUGUUUAUUUCUGCUUCGAUGACUUGUGUGUGGGAGUAUCAUUUUAAUUAGGGGUGUUUCGAUUCAGUUU